CACGCAUAUUGCCCUAGCAGGAAAGGCACAUUGCUGAAAGCAAGAAGCUUGCAAAUCCCGACCGCGGGCCACCGUGUUUUGCUGAAACGAAGAAAAAGCGACGUAAUGCUCCUUUUUAGGGAGACCAUCAAUCAGACGGUCCGGGGAGGAGAGGGCGAGAUGGGCUGGCACAAAAACAACAGGGCAAUAGCGAAAUCCCUGUGUACACAAACAGCGUCUGCCCUUGAAACAAAACGUGCAGCCGGCCAAAGGCUAUUUUGGCGGAAAAUAUCGGGCCAAGCAGGAAUGCCCGCCUGCCACGCGUGGGAUUCGGCCCGCAUGGGCGGAGAGACACGCCCACCCCAGGUUCAGGUGCCGCCAAGCUGGCUGCCAGACAGCUCCGGUCUGCCCCUUCCGUCGCCUCCUCCAUCCGCCAUGCGGUGCACGAUCCAGGGCAGGCGCGUUUUUCGAUGGACUUACCCGUUUCAGUGUCCCUCUGGCGGGCUGCACCGAGCUCUGUAUGCCAAUAACGCGUUCUCCCUGCGUCGGCUGCCACGAAAUGAGAAGGUAGCAGAAGGAAAUGUCGCACAAAAAAGCCGCCAAGUGUAUUUGCCUGCUCUUCUUCCGGGCAAUAGCAGCGUGUGUAUGUUUCGCAAAGAGAGUACUGAAAAACGCAGGUCGUAAAAGAGACUAAUAGCGGAAAAUGGCGUGUAGUUUAAAAAAUGUCGACGCUAGUGCAAGGCAGGAGGGAGAAGGCAGUCGCAGAGGGAAGGGAGGUGGCUGCCCUACUGGCGCAGACUGAUCCCUGUUCCGAGUUCGGACACGUGAUUCGCG
Molecule: messenger RNA, 813 nt
Organism: Linderina pennispora
Lineage: Eukaryota; Fungi; Kickxellomycota; Kickxellomycetes; Kickxellales; Kickxellaceae
Exons: 1
Coding region: 106-663 (185 amino acids)
Source: RefSeq, a predicted model, not a curated record